This is a messenger RNA of Rhodamnia argentea, 1375 nucleotides long. Its product is annotated as 7-methylguanosine phosphate-specific 5'-nucleotidase A. Gene Ontology annotation, molecular function: magnesium ion binding; 5'-nucleotidase activity. Lineage: Eukaryota; Viridiplantae; Streptophyta; Magnoliopsida; Myrtales; Myrtaceae. The coding region runs from base 204 to 1118 and encodes 304 amino acids. The transcript has 10 exons. The record is from RefSeq and is a predicted model, not a curated record. Gene Ontology annotation, cellular component: cytoplasm.
GUUCGCGGCUCCAAAGCUUCAUCGCCGCCACCAUUCCCACUCGCUGCAGUGGCCGCGGCCGUGGCCGAGCUCGCGCUCCCAAACCCCACGUCCUCGUCCUCUUCUCUCUCAGCUCGAGCCUAAAUGCUCUGUUCUGAGUGCGAUUGGGUAAGUGAUGCGUAGGGUUUCCUUGUGGCAGCUACAGCUCCAGAAAUCGAGGUGAAAUGGGCGACUACGGCCCGUCGAAGGGUUGGGAGGUGGUCGUCGACGACCGACAAUCGCUUGAUCGGAAGAUCGACGCGAUUCGGAAUGCUGGGCCUCAGAAGCUCCAGGUGAUUGCAGAUUUUGAUGCAACACUGACUAGGUACUGGGUUAAUGGCUGCCGGGGCCAAAGCAGUCAUGGCCUUUUGCAACAGGGGAAUCCGGAAUAUGAUGCUAAGAGGCAGCAAUUAUAUGAAUAUUAUCACCCACUAGAGUUCUCACCAACAAUUCCAAUUGAUGAAAAGACAAAGCUCAUGGAAGAGUGGUGGGAGAAGACUCAUGCUCUUCUUGUUGAGGGUGGCCUUACCUAUGAUGAUAUAAAGAAGUCUGUCGCUAGUGCUAACAUUGCUUUUAGAGAGGGUGUGGUUGAACUCUUUGAGUUUUUGGAGGAAAGAGGCAUUCCUAUCCUUAUUUUUUCUGCAGGGCUAGCAGACAUUAUAGAGGAGGUCUUAAGGCAGAAGCUCCACAGAUCUUUCAGAAACAUCAGGGUUGUCUCAAACCGGAUGGAGUUUGACAAUGAUGGUGGCCUUAUAUCUUUCAAAGGGAGGACAAUUCACAGUCUGAACAAAAAUGAGCAUGCACUUGAUAUGGCUGCUCCGCUUCACGAGCAAUUAGGUGAUGUUAACGGAACAGUUGAUGAUAGUGCCUCAGUUAAGAUGAGAACCAAUGUCUUGCUUCUCGGGGACCAUAUUGGGGACUUGGGCAUGUCUGAUGGUCUGAGCUAUGAAACUCGAGUAUCAGUGGGAUUUUUGAAUGACAAUAUUGAGGGUUCUAUCAAUAGCUACCGCAAGGCAUUUGAUGUCGUUUAUCUGAAUGACGCUCCUAUGUCGGGGGUGCUGGAGCUUGCCUCUCAACUUCUUCCAGCCAAAGCCACUUGACUGCAGCUGACCCGUUCUUUUGGUUAAUUCAUUCAGGCCCUUAAUUUCGAGGCAGAAACUUUUCACAAUUCAUUUAAGAUGAAUAUUAGGCUUAGUAGAAAGAUGUCAUUAUAUCUUCUGCUGCCGAAUCACAGUGGUCGCCUCCACGCGAGUCCCGUGAUCAAUUGUGAAGGUGACCUCAUGAGAUUUAAUCGGUAGAUCUCAUACCAUGUUGAGCAUUAAUUAUGUAGUGAUGCGUUGGUAUUCUUGGUCCUAAA